AUGAGUCAACAAUCUGGUGCCGUACGAAGGGGAGGAUCCUCUAACCCAACCCGACGGACCCUGGAUCUCGAAGAGGAAAUCAUCAACAUUCCUGACUGUGACAUAUCGGUGGUGGCUGAGCAGUUCAAGCUCACCGUGAUCGGUAGGAUGUUCCACCGAGAAGAAAGAAGUACGGAAGCUCUCAUCAAUCUUCUGCCUAAACCCAAGAUCUGGGACAUGGAAGGUAGAACACAAGGAACAAACCUCGGCAAUGGACAAUUUCAGUUUGACUUCGAUCACGAGGAAGACAUGAAUAAAAUUCUGGCUAAGAGGCCAUGGCACUUCAAUCGAUGGAUGUUCUCACUAGAAAAGUGGGAGCCAUUCACUCGUGAAGACUUCCCCAAUACAAUGGUGUUUUGGGUCGUGGUUACGGGCAUCCCAGUUCAUUUCUGGAACAUCCCAACCUUUACCGAGAUUGGGAAGGCUCUAGAAACGAUCAUCAAAAUUGAAGCUAAGAAAGCCAAGUUCCAGGUCUCAAUCAAGGCGGACUCCCCUCUACAAUUUGAACGAAAAGUUGGCUUUCCGAAUGGUGACGUAGGGAUUGCUCAUCUGACCUAUGAAGGCCUGCAGCGCUAUUGCUUCACCUGCAAGCUAUUAUCCCACGAAGAAGGGACCUGUCCGGAACUUACCGAGGAACAACGAGAAGAAAAGAAACAUCAAAGGGCGGAACAAGCGAAGCAAGAUAUCUUAACAACAUAUCCAGCUACCUUUCUCCGACCAGCAAAUAGAGAGAUAACCGAUCCUCUGAAAGGGAUAGGACGACUUCCACCUUGCCAACUCGACGAUGUUCGUUCUAGAGCCCUAGUGACUAGAACUGAAAAUCAUCGAAGGGAUUCUUCAGCGAGGAACUUGGAGAGUUACAAUCGAUCUUACGAAAGGAGAGGUCGUUGA
This is a messenger RNA of Microthlaspi erraticum, 930 nucleotides long. Lineage: Eukaryota; Viridiplantae; Streptophyta; Magnoliopsida; Brassicales; Brassicaceae. The record is from the annotation of a GenBank genome assembly.